AUGUCGAAAUUCCUCGGAGCUCGGAUAUCCCUCAUAUCGAAUAGCGACAUUCGAUAUGUCGGGACACUCCACCAGAUCAAUUCAGAGGACUCGACCGUGUCGCUUGAGAAUGUCCGAUCGUUCGGCACCGAGGGUCGGAAGGUCAACCCUGGCGACGAGGUGGCUCCGUCCGACCAGUUUUACGAGUACAUUGUAUUCCGCGGCACAGACGUCAAAGACCUGAGGGUCGAAGAGGGCCCGAGUUCCGCGAAGGAGGAGCCGCCUGCCAUGCCCAAUGACCCAGCAAUCGUCGGCCUCGACCGGCUAAUGUGGCGCCCGGCCCUCCCGGCCCUCCGGCUCCUCAAGAAGCUCCGCAGGGACUGCUACAGGGACCACCACAAGGACCGCCUGGUCAUCCUCUCGGUGGCCCUAAUCAGCAUGGACCGAUACCCGGUGGUCCGGGAUUUGGUUACUAUCCUCCGCCUCAUAUGCAAGCAAUUCCCGCCUGGGCCAGUAGGACCUGCGCCGUGGAAUAAUUAUGCGUACCCCCCGGGCCCUGGCGGUCCCCCAGGCAUUCCUGGCGGCCCCAGCGCUCCUGGCGCGCCCGGUCAGGGUGGACGUCAGUCUUCCAGCCAAACACCCUCAACUCCGUCUCUCGCGCCGAAGCCCUCCCCUAUUGGUCCCUUGACGGAAAAGAAGCCACUCACACCGACACAAAAAGCCGACUCGCCGUCCAAGUUGGAGUCUACAGAGCAGCUAGCGCAGGAACUCGCUGCCGCAGCGGCGCCACCCCCGCCAGUUGAGUCCAAGCCGACUGAAGAGGAGGUGAAGGCUACGGCUGUAUCGCUUAGCAGAAAUGCUCCGCCUACUGCCCCCAGAGAGGCCUCAAAGUUCAUUCCCACGGGACCUAAAAAUAUCUCUCGCCCCACACAGAUCUUGCCCGCCGUCCCUUUGCCUGUUGGCUUGACCUCCAGAGCAUCGCAACAAGCACAGGCAUCCUCCUCCAAGCCGGCUGGCGAGCAGAUUAAUAAUGCGGAGGCAUUGCGAGACGCAACCCAGGCCGCCAAAGCUGCGGUAGCAGUCGCGAUGGCGAACCUGGCUCAGCUGGAUGGGUCGGCUCCCGCCCAGCAGCUGAAUAAUACUCCCGCCAUGGAUAACCUCACCAAGAAGGUCAACGAGAUGAGAGUCAAUUCUGGACGGCAAGCUCCGGCACAUGUGGGUCGUGGCGGUCGCGGCCGAGGUCCUCGCCCGGCCAAGGUUGAAGUCCCCGACUCGGACUUCGAUUUUGCCUCUGCCAAUGCCAAGUUCAACAAGCAAGAAAUCGUGAAGGAGGCAAUUUCCGGUUCGCCCCUCACGGAGACGGCCAAUGGAGAUGCCUUGACUCCCGAGGCGGUCGUCGAUGCCAGCGUCUCUGUUGCGCCCGCCUACAACCCGUCAAGGUCGUUCUUUGACAACAUUUCCAGCGAGGCCAAGGACAGGCUUGAGAACACCGGUCCGAAGCCCGGCGGUCGAGAGUGGCGUGGCGAGGAGCAGCGCCGAAACAUGGAAACCUUCGGCCAAGGCAGCGUCGAUGGCGGAUUCCGUGGAUUCCGCGGCGGGCGAGGCCGCGGCCGCGGUGGACGGGGACGUGGCUACCGCGGUCGAGGCGGUAAUGCUGGGUACCGCCAGCACGACGCACAGGCACCCUCCCAGUAA
Messenger RNA from Lasiosphaeria miniovina, 1674 nucleotides. RefSeq names its product Scd6-like Sm domain-containing protein. Gene Ontology annotation, cellular component: P-body. Lineage: Eukaryota; Fungi; Ascomycota; Sordariomycetes; Sordariales; Lasiosphaeriaceae. The coding region runs from base 1 to 1674 and encodes 557 amino acids. Gene Ontology annotation, biological process: cytoplasmic stress granule assembly; P-body assembly. The record is from RefSeq and is a predicted model, not a curated record. The transcript is spliced from 5 exons. Gene Ontology annotation, molecular function: mRNA binding.